AUGGUCAACAACCGUCCCAUGGUCAACACCCGUCCCAUGGUCAGCACCCGUCCCAUGGUCAACACCCGUCCCAUGGUCAACACCCGUCCCAUGCUCAACACCCGUCCCGUGGUCAGCACCCGUCCCAUGGUCAACACCCGUCCCAUGCUCAACACCCGUCCCGUGGUCAGCACCCGUCCCAUGGUCAACACCCGUCCCAUGGUCAGCACCCGUCCCAUGGUCAACAACCGUCCCAUGGUCAACAACCGUCCCAUGCUCAACACCCGUCCCAUGCUCAACACCCGUCCCGUGGUCAGCACCCGUCCCAUGGUCAACACCCGUCCCAUGGUCAGCACCCGUCCCAUGGUCAACAACCGUCCCAUGGUCAACACCCGUCCCAUGGUCAGCACCCGUCCCAUGGUCAACACCCGUCCCAUGGUCAACACCCGUCCCAUGGUCAGCACCCGUCCCAUGGUCAACAACCGUCCCAUGGUCAACACCCGUCCCAUGGUCAGCACCCGUCCCAUGCUCAACACCCGUCCCGUGGUCAGCACCCGUCCCAUGGUCAACACCCGUCCCAUGGUCAGCACCCGUCCCAUGGUCAACAACCGUCCCAUGGUCAACACCCGUCCCAUGGUCAGCACCCGUCCCAUGGUCAACAACCGUCCCAUGCUCAACACCCGUCCCAUGGUCAGCACCCGUCCCAUGGUCAACAACCGUCCCAUGCUCAACACCCGUCCCGUGGUCAGCACCCGUCCCAUGGUCAACACCCGUCCCAUGGUCAGCACCCGUCCCAUGGUCAACAACCGUCCCAUGGUCAACAACCGUCCCAUGGUCAGCACCCGUCCCAUGCUCAACAACCGUCCCAUGGUCAACACCCGUCCCAUGGUCAACAACCGUCCCAUGGUCAGCACCCGUCCCAUGCUCAACACCCGUCCCAUGGUCAACACCCGUCCCAUGGUCAGCACCCGUCCCAUGCUCAACACCCGUCCCAUGGUCAACACCCGUCCCAUGCUCAACACCCAUCCCAUGCUCAACACCCGUCCCAUGGUCAACACCCGUCCCAUGGUCAACACCCGUCCCAUGGUCAACACCCGUCCCAUGGUCAACAACCGUCCCAUGGUCAGCACCCGUCCCAUGCUCAACAACCGUCCCAUGGUCAACAACCGUCCCAUGGUCAACAACCGUCCCAUGGUCAGCACCCGUCCCAUGCUCAACAACCGUCCCAUGGUCAACAACCGUCCCAUGGUCAACAACCGUCCCAUGGUCAGCACCCGUCCCAUGCUCAACACCCGUCCCAUGGUCAACACCCGUCCCAUGGUCAACACCCGUCCCAUGCUCAACACCCGUCCCAUGGUCAACACCCGUCCCAUGCUCAACACCCGUCCCAUGCUCAACACCCGUCCCAUGGUCAACACCCGUCCCAUGGUCAACACCCGUCCCAUGGUCAACACCCGUCCCAUGGUCAACACCCGUCCCAUGGUCAACACCCGUCCCAUGGUCAACAACCGUCCCAUGGUCAGCACCCGUCCCAUGCUCAACAAACCGUCCCAUGCUCAACACCCGUCCCAUGGUCAACACCCGUCCCAUGGUCAACACCCGUCCCAUGGUCAACACCCGUCCCAUGGUCAACACCCGUCCCAUGGUCAACAACCGUCCCAUGGUCAGCACCCGUCCCAUGCUCAACAACCGUCCCAUGCUCAACACCCGUCCCAUGGUCAACACCCGUCCCAUGGUCAGCACCCGUCCCAUGGUCAACACCCGUCCCAUAUAUAUGGUGAUCGAAACUGUCGCCACUAUUAUAUAGACUCCUUUAUUUAG
This is a messenger RNA of Procambarus clarkii (red swamp crayfish), 1800 nucleotides long. The record is from RefSeq and is a predicted model, not a curated record. NCBI's taxonomy places the organism in Eukaryota, Metazoa, Arthropoda, Malacostraca, Decapoda, Cambaridae.